This is a messenger RNA of Cryptococcus deneoformans JEC21, 1135 nucleotides long. RefSeq names its product membrane protein, putative. Gene Ontology annotation, molecular function: acetate transmembrane transporter activity. Gene Ontology annotation, cellular component: plasma membrane. Lineage: Eukaryota; Fungi; Basidiomycota; Tremellomycetes; Tremellales; Cryptococcaceae. The record is from RefSeq and is a predicted model, not a curated record. The transcript has 6 exons. The coding region runs from base 107 to 958 and encodes 283 amino acids.
GACAUAUCUCUUCUCCAACCUGAACCCUCGCAUCCACUCCUCACCUUCAGAUCACCAAAGUUCUCAUAAAGUCACCGACCAUCAAAUACCUGAUCCCUUUCACAAGAUGAAUGAAGAGGUCUUCACCGCAGUCCCAGACGCCGACAUCGGUUUAUCCUCCCAACAACAGAAUUUACUACCUGGCUUAGCUUACCUCACCAAGUUCGGGUCUCCUGUCCAUCCCACCUUCUCUCACGAAAGCCAGUUGAGCGCAACUAAGGUCGGUAUUCAAGAUGGGAUGCACCAAGGCGGCGACGAUAUCUCGCGGUCCAUCACACCUGGAGGUAAUCCAAUUGAUACCUCGCAACCUGGGUUCCCAGUAUUUCACCGGAAGUUUGGAACCCCUGCACCUGUAGGCCUUAUUCCGUUUGUAGGUGGAGCAUUUCUUUUAAACUUGUACACCGUCCAAGCUCGAGGUGUCACCAAACCGAAUAUGAUUCUUGGUAUCGCUCUCGGAUUUGGCGGGCUAGGACAGAUUAUUGCAGGGAUCCUGGAAUGGGCAUGCGGGAAUACGUUUGGCGCCGUAACGUUCAGCUCGUACGGCGCAUUCUGGCUUUCCUUAUCAACUUUGUAUAUCCCCCAAUUUGGUGUGGCCGCGGCCUACGCUGAAAAUCCAGCGAUGCUCGAAAACGCCUUGGGCCUCUACCUCUGCGUUUGGGGCAUAGUCACCGUCCUUUUCCUCAUCGCUAGUCACAGGUCGUCGGUGGUAUUGAUUUGUAUUUUUGGGGCAUUGAGUCUCAACUUUUUUAUCUUGUCAGCUGGAUAUCUUUCAGAGAGCCCGAAAUGUAUCAAAACUGGCGGUGCUAUCGGUAUCAUCACGGCCAUCUUCGGAGCUUAUACAAGCCUGGCGGAACUCGUGACGGCCGAUACCGGUUUUUUCCGAGUUCCAAUUGGGAAUUUGACGCCUAAAGAUCAUUAAUUAGCUUGAGAUCCACCAUCAGUUACGACGGUGGAUUGACCUUGGUUGAUGGGUGGAGCCUUGGUUGAUGGGUGGAGUCUAAUAAAUGCUGUUGAAUCCUUGGUGUUCAACGGAAGAUAAAAUUAGGAAGUUGUGAUCGAUCGGAUAUUAUUAUUAUGUGUAUUUAAGAACAAGGUC